AUGCCGCUGUAUGAGCUGACCCUGAUUUUCAAGCCUAUGUUAAAGGAUAAUCUCGCUUCUACGAUCAAACGAUGUUGCGUAAACUUGAUGCAACACGACGCUAUAAUAGUAAAGCUACAGAGUUUGGGGUAUCGAGAUUUGCCUUAUAAAAUGUCGAAGGAACAUCAGCGAUGCUCCACUGGAAGAAGCUUACAAAUGAUUGACGAGUUCGGUCGCGAUUCUGACGUGCUUCACUACUAUUUCCACAAAGUUGAAAAGCCGAUCGACCAAGAGUGCACUCUUGCUGAAGAGUUGGAGAUCCCCGCUUACCGGAAAUCUGUUGAAAAACUCAGGAAAAAGCAGCGGCUCUGCAAACUUGCUCGAAUUCAAGCGUACCUGAAGGCACAGGAUUUGAUGAAGAGAAUUCCAAAGUCAUUUCCAGUCGCUCCUGUUCACGAGUAG
This is a messenger RNA of Soboliphyme baturini, 441 nucleotides long. Lineage: Eukaryota; Metazoa; Nematoda; Enoplea; Dioctophymatida; Soboliphymatidae. The record is from the annotation of a GenBank genome assembly.